Rosa rugosa (rugosa rose) is the source of this 1617-nucleotide messenger RNA. RefSeq names its product probable carboxylesterase 18. Gene Ontology annotation, molecular function: carboxylic ester hydrolase activity. The record is from RefSeq and is a predicted model, not a curated record. Gene Ontology annotation, biological process: pollen tube growth. The coding region runs from base 306 to 1322 and encodes 338 amino acids. Lineage: Eukaryota; Viridiplantae; Streptophyta; Magnoliopsida; Rosales; Rosaceae. The transcript has a single exon.
UCGGAAUUUGUCCGUUUUCUAUACAAGUAUAUGUUAGACUCUAGCCCAUCUUUUGGUUAUUUGUCUCACACUCUCUUUAACUUGCAUGUAUUUCAUUUAAAGUUUCAUCAUCUUCCAACCAAAAAGCAACCCAACACUCACCUACUGCACUGCAUUGAAUGGCUCGGAUUCAAUGAAUCAUCAUUAUAUCCCCAUCAAAACGACGCAGCUGGGGGUUGUUAGGUAUCCUCACACAGUCACACUCACUCUUAAACUCUUUUAUUUCACAAAAGAGGAAAUCCCACCCAGAAACCUCCUUUCUCUCCAUGACGACGUCGUCUCAGUCCCAACAACCCACUGCCUCCUCCUGGGGUUUGCUCCCUUGGAGGACCCGGAUCUCGUUAUCGCUUCUGUCAAAGUUAACGGACGCCGCUCGCCGACAAAACGGCACCAUCAACCGCCGUCUCAUGAGCCUCCUCGACUUACGCUCCUCCGCCACUCCCUCCGCUCCCUACAAAGGCGUCACCACCUCCGACGUCACCGUCGACCAAACCCGCAACCUCUGGUUCCGCCUCUUCGUCCCCUCUACGACGUCGUCUCCCCCCGCCUCUUUACCCGUCGUCGUUUUCUUCCACGGCGGCGGCUUCAGCUUCCUCAGCCCCGACUCCUACGCCUACGACGCCGUCUGCCGCAAAUUCGCCCGCCAAAUCCCCGCCGUCGUAGUCUCCGUCAACUACCGCCUCUCCCCGGAGCACGGCUACCCCUGCCAGUACGACGACGGCCUCGACGUCCUCAAAUUCCUCGACCAAAACCCCGACUCCCUCCCCGACCUCGCCGACCGCUCCCGCUGCUUCCUCGCCGGAGACAGCGCCGGCGCGAACAUUGCGCACCACGUGGCGGUGAGAGCCUGCCUCGAGCCGUUUCGGUUCGUGAAACCAGUGGGGCUGAUAUCGAUCCAACCGUUCUUCGGCGGCGAGGAACGGACCGAGUCCGAGAUCCGACUGGAGGGCGCGCCGCUGGUGUCGGUGACCCGAACCGAUUGGCUGUGGAAGGCGUUCUUGCCAGCCGGGUCGAGCCGGGACCACGAGGCGGCGAACGUGGGCGGGCCGAACGCGGUGGACAUUACGGGUCUGGAGUACCCGGCUACGAUUGUGUUCGUUGGGGGCUUGGAUCCGCUGCAGGACUGGCAGAGGAGGUACUGUGAGUGGUUGAGGAAAUCGGGGAAGGAGGCGAAGCUGAUCGAGUAUCCGAGUAUGGUUCACGCCUUCUAUGUUUUUCCGGAGUUGCCGGAAUCCAACCAGCUCUUUUCGCAAGUCAAGGAUUUCGUCGCUUCUAUUGGUUGAAUUGUCUACGUGUUGUGAUCUGAUAGAUAGGUCCUUGUGGUUGUAUUGAAGAUAGGUUGCUUACUAGUCCUACUGCUACGUACUCUUUCAAAAGGGGUGUCGGUCCAUGCUGUCUACUUUUUUUUCAAACUGAUGCCAAUCAUUCAUCGCCUUCAGCGACGUCUUUGUUUCUUUGUCUGGGUCAACUAUGUCUCGAUCCACCAAUGAAGAAUUGGUUGUAACUUGUAACCAUGUGUUCGCUCACAGCUCAAAAUUUUACGAAAUAAGAGCAAGUCGAACGAGUAAAAUUGGUUAA